AUGUCUUUUACUUCAGUUGAGGGAAAAAUUGCUUUCGUUUCCGGAGCAGCCUCUGGAAUUGGUAAAGCUAUGGUAACUCGCUUAGUUAAAGAAGGUGCAAAAGUCGUCGUCGCUGAUAUUCAAGAUGAACUCGGGAAAAAACUUGUCGAACAACUUAAUUCUGGAAAAACUGAGACAAUUGCUAUUUAUGAACACACCGAUGUAACGAAUUGGAAUGAAUAUUUGGCUGCAUUCAAAAAAACCGUACAAGUAUACGGUCGUGUCGAUAUUGUUGUGAACAAUGCUGGUAUACUUUCAGAAGGAGAUUGCUUGUUUAAUGAUUCAGACGAACCGCCAAAUGCGUUGAAAGUUAUCGACGUAAACUUAAAAGGUGUGCUUAAUGGAACAAAACUAGGAAUUCGUUUUUUGAAGCAAAAUGGAAAAGAUGGAGGUGUCAUUGUUAAUACUGCUUCAAUUGCCGGCCUCUUCAAAUCGCCCCUUAUUCCGUACUAUUGCGCUUCAAAAUUUGGUGUGGUUGGUUUAUCGAUUUCCGUUGCAUCAACUGUAAUUGCACAAAAUAUUCGCAUAAAUGUGGUUGCACCUUCAGCAGUAGAUACGCCACUGCUAAAACCUUAUAUUCAUACAAUUUCUGACGAUAAAAAAGUAGAUAUUGGCGAAGUCAUUGAAGCAUUCUUCAAACUUUUCACUAAUCCAGCUUAUAAUGGUGAAGUUCUCGCUGUAUAUCCAGGAGGGAGGUUUGUUUUUGUGGAAAAAUCAAUUCAUACUUUACCUGAAAUCGUAAUUGUUGUUGUUGCACGAUUACUCAGUGAAACGAACACAUUAAUUUCCAAUAAACUUAUAAAUCAAAGAACAUACCGUGAAUUAAUUACGGAGCCCAUUGCACUCACACCUAAUGAUUAUCGAAUCAUAAACCAUUCGGAGUUACCGCCCGUGAAAGAUGAAUUGUCAGUAACCCUAAAAAUAAAUAUUAUGGCGCAUGAUCCUUCUUGGGCUACCAUUUUCCAUAAAGGAGGGUUAAAAAGACGUACACCUGCACUCUGGUUGACACCAAAAGCUUCAUAUGCUUAUCCACGUUUUUCAAUUACUGAUAACUUUGAUGCCGGAACUACUAUAGUUAGUGAUGGAAUUUUGCUUAACCGAUGGUACCAUAUGGCAUACACAAUCUCGGAUUCAGAAAAGCGAAUGGAUUUCUACAUUGAUGGUAAAUGGGUUGGAUAUUCGAGUAUCGUGCUAGUUCAGGGUGAAGAUCCAACAAAAAGUAAUGAAACAAUAACACCACCAAAUGGAACAAUGGCUCCAUCAAAUGGAACCUCUGUUUAUGAAAAUUCAUGUCCUAAAAUGGGCGGAGUAUUAGCCGAUUAUAGAAUUAUCAACCAUUCGGAGUUACCGUCGGUAAAAGAUGAAUUGUCAGUAACACUAAAAAUAAAUAUUAUGGCGCAUAAUCCUUCUUGGGCUACCGUAUUUCAUAAAGGAGGGUUAAAAAGACGUACACCUUCACUCUUCUUGACACCAAAUACUUCACAUGCACGUCCACGUUACACUAUUACAGAUAAUUAUACUUUUGGGCUUGACAUGGUUGCCGAUGGGCUUUUGCUUAACCGAUGGUACCAUAUGGCAUACACACUCUCGGAUCCUGAAAAACGGAUGGAUUUCUAUAUUGAUGGAAUAUGGGCUGGAUUUUCAAGUAUCAUGCUUGUUCAAGUUCAGAAUGUCAUAUUCAAUGAUGCACCAUUAUACAUUGGAAAUGAUCUCGAAAAUGAUGCAAUUACUGGACAAAUUAGAACUUUUCGUGAAUUAAUUACAGAUCCAAUUGCACUUACACCUGAGGAUAAUAGAAUGAUUAAUCAUUCAGAGUUACCGCCGGUAAAAGAUGAAUUGUCAGUAACACUAAAAAUAAAUAUAGUGUCACAUAAUCCUUCUUUUGCAGCUGUUUUUCACAAAGGAGGAGUAAAUGGACGCACCCCUUCACUCCUCCUGACACCAGGAACUUCACACGCGCGUCCACGUUUCUCAACUACCGAUAAUGUUAAGUUUGGGAUUGAAAUGGUUGGUAAUGGUCUUUUGCUAAACCAAUGCUACCAUAUGGCAUACACACUCUCAGAUUCUGAAAAGCGGAUGGAUUUCUAUAUUGACGGUGAAUGGGUUGGAUUUUCAAAUAUCAUGCUUGUUCAAGGUGAAAACCAAACACAAAGUAAUGAAACAAUAACAACUUCAUUUAGUGAUCCAGCAGCAAUAGCAACAGUAGGUUUAUUUUUACGUAAAAUUUUAAAGCGGAAGAGAACAUCUAUAUAUGAUAAUAAUGGACCUAACAAUCAAAUAGUCUUUGCAUCUCAAAACGAAUAA
Molecule: messenger RNA, 2343 nt
Organism: Funneliformis geosporum
Lineage: Eukaryota; Fungi; Glomeromycota; Glomeromycetes; Glomerales; Glomeraceae
Source: the annotation of a GenBank genome assembly